Babesia ovata is the source of this 1986-nucleotide messenger RNA. RefSeq names its product cellulosome anchoring cohesin region containing protein, putative. The record is from RefSeq and is a predicted model, not a curated record. Lineage: Eukaryota; Apicomplexa; Aconoidasida; Piroplasmida; Babesiidae. The transcript has a single exon. The coding region runs from base 1 to 1986 and encodes 661 amino acids.
AUGACGUCAAUUUAUCAGUUAGUGCGGCGAAUAAUCGCAUCACUCCUCUGCUUUUAUGGGCUGUCCAUCAAUUAUGUGCGUGCGGAUAUUCCCGGCAGAUUGGGUGGUUCGUAUAGUGCAGAACCGCUGGACGUUGGCAUUAGGUUCUACGGCGGUAAUGAAGAAUUCUAUCGUAAAGUCAAAGUGCUAGAAUCACUUUCUUGGUCUAUUAAGCGACUUAGUGAUGAUCUGACGCAAUUACUUCCGAAUAUACUCCUAUCUAAGGCUUCACCUGAAGUUAAAGAAGCAGAUGCGGAUGAGUGUCGUCAACUCAUGCUUGAUGUUAAACGCGUGAGCAGUCCACACAGGCAUUACACUGAACUAAGAAAGAUGCUCGACGAAUACCGUGCCAUAAAUAGAGGUCUUCAAAGAGAACAUGUAACGCCGGAAAGGUUGAGUGAACUUAGAAACGCUUUGAAGAAUCUGGUAGAGCGAUUCAAAGAUGAAGAAGAGUUCGCAUCAAUAACAUUAAAUUAUGACAACGCAUCGUAUUACAGAGACACCGAGAAAAGGGCAAAGAAGUUGUUUCGAAAAUAUAAGGUCCAGACAUCACAGUCGCCCGACUCUCACGAUCAAGGGUCAUCGGCGGAUAGAGGGGGGAAUGCAACCGCAAUCGACCCAGUUUUAGUGGGAGGUACAGGAGGACGCCAUAUAGAUGAAGGAGACAAUGCGCCAGCGCCUAAGGGUGGCAAUGAAACUACGCGAAAAUUACUCAACGACCGCUCUUUACUAAAAACAUUGGGUGACGUUGAAGAAAUGGUGAAACGCAUAGAGGGAAUAUUAAAUGCCCCUUUGAUGAAUCACAUAAAUUUAUACACAGCAGAUAGUGAUGUAUCUCCAUAUAAUGCAGUAAUUCUCGAUAUUCAAAAUCAGUACGACACGUAUUGUGACAACUUGAGAGACAUCGGAAAGGCAUGGGAUAUUUACACGCGUUACAACGAUAUCACUGAUGAGCUGAGAAAGAUAGAUCCGAAAUCCCUUAAAGCAUCAGAGUUGAUAGAAAAGCAACAAAAACUCGAGAUAGCUUUCGAGGAGUACGGAACACUCUUACAUUCCACCUAUCUGGGGGACAUCAAUCGGGCCGCGUCGAAUAUACUGGGGAUGCUGGAGUGCGUUGAAGAAGAGUUGAAUAAAAUCCAAUCUACACAUAGUAUGAGCAAACUCUCAUCACAGACAACCGAGGCUAAGGAACCCACACCACCAGCGCAGGCACCCAAAGCAAUUGACACCCCACCCAAACCGCACCCAAGCAAAUCAGAGGAACCUGCACCCAAACCACCUACAUCUAAGCAGGAGGAGACGACACCAAACACACCGGAGGAGCCUGUGCCACCACCACGAACACUGGAGUCGCAGGCCAAAGCAGCAACACCACCACAGGAAGUCAAGCCCGAAACCGAAAAUACCAAGACGAGCGAAACAAUACCAGAAAGAGAACCCAAUGGACCCACAACUACACCAAACAGACACCCAGGCAAAACAGAGGUCGUAAGCGCACCCUUGACAAAUUCGACCGAGCCAAAGUUAUCCACAUCCUUACCACACUCAACCAAGGCGAAUGAUACCACACCUCCACCACAGGAAAGCGAACAGCAGGAACCUACACCAUCGCCGGAGCCAACCAAUAAAGAGGUGGGCACAACCACAUCAAAAAAACAUGUGCCGAAUGGAACCACAAUUGCGCCAAAGGAAAACAAACCAGAGGAGCAGACGCCCAGAGCAGACGCGAGCAAACAGCAGGAACCUACACCCAAGCUAGAGCGAACAAGUAUGCAGGGCACGGGUGGAGGGAAAACCACAGGUGGGCUGGAUACAUCACAAACCACAGAGGGAAAUGUCGGCAAUAUACGUGACACGAAGGAUAGUAAAAUGUCAUCGGGGCAUCUGAUAAUAGGAAGAACGGUUAUUCAAAUCAUGGUAGCUGUUGUUCUAAUGGCGGCCCUAUGA